UUGAAUUUGUUUCACCCUCAUCUCUCUCUUUUUUCCCUUUCGAUCAAUGAGUUUCAUGCGAUCUCAAUAAACACAGACGGCUUUUGCAAAUAUUACCAUCAAAUCAAGAGCUCGACCUUCGGUAUCUUAACUUUCUCGAAAAUCUUAAAACAGUAGGAAGAAUCGAAGUUGCAGUCGAACAUUGGAGGCAGAGAUCUCUAAAUGAGUGGAAAUAAUGGUCAACCAUAGAGGUCACCAUUCCAAAAAUCUAUCCACAUUCAGAAAUAGAAAAUCUUCUUUCCUGUCAUUCACUUUGUACGUGAUCAUUCUCUUUGCUCUUUCAAUCUUCAUUUUCAUGCUAUACAGCAAGGAUAUCUUGGACGAUGAACAUAAUACUCCUCUUCUUAGAGUCGAGAAUUCAAAACACAAGCAGCUAUUAGAGAAUCAACUUUGGGAAGCUCCUUCUAGUCAUGGUUUGCAUCCAUGUGUCAAGCCAACCAGUAAAUAUAAAGCUGCGCCUGUCUUGGAUCGAUAUAUGACUGUCCGAUGUAAUGGAGGAUUAAAUCAAAUGCGAACUGGGAUAGCUGAUAUGGUGGCUGUGGCACGCAUCAUGAACACAACAUUAGUGAUUCCUCAACUGGACAAGAGUUCAUUCUGGCAGGAUACUAGUACUUUCUCUGAUAUAUUCGAUGAGGUUCAUUUCAUCAAAUCUUUACAACAAGAUGUAAGGAUUGUGAAGGAGCUUCCUAAAGAAUUAGCAUCUUUACCUCGAGCCAGGAAGCACUUUACAUCAUGGGCUGGUCUGAGCUACUAUGAGGAAAUGAUGGAAUUAUGGAAGGACCAUCAGGUAAUUCAUGUUGCAAAAUCAGAUGCUAGACUUGCAAACAAUUAUCUGCCUCUUGACAUACAGAGGUUAAGAUGUCGUGCUCUAUACCAUGCUCUUCGCUUCUCUCCUUCUAUCGAGAGUCUGGGAAAGAAGCUCAUGGAGCGGCUGCGAUCACGUGCAAAAAGAUACAUUGCCCUUCAUCUAAGAUAUGAGAAAGAUAUGCUGUCUUUUACUGGAUGUACAUAUGGGCUUAGCGAUGCAGAAUCAGAGGAGCUCAGAGUAAUGAGGGAAAAAACAAGUCAUUGGAAAAUCAAGAAUAUUAAUUCAACGGAACAGAGAAUCAGUGGUCUCUGUCCACUAACUCCAAUGGAGGUCGGAAUAUUUCUUCAAGCUCUUGGAUUUCCACGGUCUACACUGAUAUAUAUUGCUGCUGGGGAAAUUUAUGGUGGUGAGAGACGCCUGUUGGAGCUUACAUCUCGCUUUCCAAACAUAGUAUUCAAAGAAAUGCUUGCAACUCAAGAAGAACUGAGAACGUUUUCCAAUCAUGCAUCGCAGACUGCAGCGCUCGAUUAUAUUAUCUCUGUAGAAAGUGACGUUUUCAUUCCAUCACAUUCGGGUAACAUGGCAAGAGCAGUUGAAGGUCAUCGUCGAUUCUUAGGGCACCAAAAAACAAUUACUCCAGACAGGAAAGGCUUAGUUGAGUUACUUGAUAAACUGGAAGCUGGACUGUUGGAAGUGUCAUCUUUCUCCAGCCUUGUGAAUCAAUUGCAUAAAAACAGGUUUGGUGCACCUCGAAAAAGAGGAGCUGCGCCACUGGGGAUCAAGGGCCGAGCACGAUCAAGGCUGGAGGAGUCCUUCUACCAAAACCCAUAUCCGGAAUGUAUUUGCAAGUCGGAAACUGGAAUGAGGUGAAAUGAAGAAACUGCAUUUUCUUAUAAAAAAAAAAACAAGAAAGAGAGACGUUUUCUGCCUUAGUUGGAGUCCUCUCUUGACGUGAAAGUGGCAGUGAGCCAUCCACAGGCCAUUUUUAGCUAUCUUACUUGCCCUGCUUUUGGGAUUUAGCAUAGGUAAUUUUACUUCUAACUUGUGACAUUUACUAUAAACGUAACGUGUUAUCGUUGAUUCAAAUUUUGUAUCUCGUUAGUUCAGAAGGGACUGAAAGUGAAACUUUGCAACCUUCAUUGCAAUUGGGAGUUGGGAUAUGUUUUCAAGCAGCCUAUCCUGGCUUUUGGUUGGUUA
This is a messenger RNA of Sesamum indicum (sesame), 2044 nucleotides long. RefSeq names its product O-fucosyltransferase family protein. Gene Ontology annotation, cellular component: nucleus; cytoplasm. The record is from RefSeq and is a predicted model, not a curated record. NCBI's taxonomy places the organism in Eukaryota, Viridiplantae, Streptophyta, Magnoliopsida, Lamiales, Pedaliaceae.